This is a messenger RNA of Aspergillus oryzae RIB40, 309 nucleotides long. RefSeq lists its product as uncharacterized. Bases 1 to 309 code for a protein of 102 amino acids. The record is from RefSeq and is a predicted model, not a curated record. NCBI's taxonomy places the organism in Eukaryota, Fungi, Ascomycota, Eurotiomycetes, Eurotiales, Aspergillaceae. The transcript has 2 exons.
AUGUCCGCACCAGGAUAUUCUCAAGUGACAGAGCCACCAAAUGAUCAGCCACGUCCUGUUGCUAGUAUGGUGAAUGACCCCGCAGAAGACCGACCAUUGUCGGUAGUUCAACCGAUCUCUCGUUUGGCUACUAAUGUUAACGACAAUGGUUUCGAGGCAGCGGCAAGUGAAGCAGAAGCAAAUGCGAUCGAUCCGUUGUUUAGUGGGGUUAAUGUCGAUGGACCCCAGGACUAUGAUUGGGGGUUUUUACUUUUAGGCAGGACCAGAGAGUCCAGUGCCGCAAGCUCCCAGGCUGACGUUGUUCGAUAG